Indicator indicator is the source of this 1137-nucleotide messenger RNA. RefSeq names its product chromosome 11 C7orf31 homolog (gene SPMIP4). Gene Ontology annotation, cellular component: centrosome. The record is from RefSeq and is a predicted model, not a curated record. NCBI's taxonomy places the organism in Eukaryota, Metazoa, Chordata, Aves, Piciformes, Indicatoridae.
AUGAUGCUGCUGCAUGACCUGCCCCACUACUACAGAGAAAUUGAGGGAACAGAAAUCCUACUGAAGUUUGAGUCAAAUGAGGUACAAACUCUAUUCCAAAUUCCUUCUUGUCCAACCACCUCACAAGACAACCUUCAGCUUUCUAAGUUUUCUGAAGAAAAGGGUCAAUUACACCAUACAAUUCCAACAAACAGAGUGGCCCCCAACUCCACUUUUGAAGAACAGGAUAUAACCUCAACUUUAAGAACAAUCAAUACACUAUGAAAUGCUGAAAGAGCUCUGAGGAUCACAACAUACAGUUAGAACUUCACAGGAAGAGGUCCUAUGAGUCCUCUUUUUCUGGAUAACUAUUAAGCUGGCAGAUUAACUGGAGAACAAGGUGAAGACAUUGAACUAAUAAGUACUGCACUUACUAAGAAUCUCAUGAUUCCACUCCAACAGUCCAGUCUCUCCCAAGUGACACUUCUUGAAGGAUGUACUGCAUGUUUACUUCAAGAUCAGUGUCCCACAAAUCAAUUCUACAAGAACUGCACUCCUCCAGUGCUCAGAUGCCUCUGCCUUUUAUUCAAGAUUCCUACUGUUGUAGCCAGCUACUCAAGCACAAUACUGACUAAAAUAAAACCAGUGGCCAGUCUGGGUCAGCAACAUGAACCACUGAUAAACAAACUUCAGAAAAUCACUGACACAUUGCAGAGAGAAGCAUUGUACAGGGAGCAGCUUACAGUAAGGCCUGAACUUGAAUCCCUUCCAAAAUCUGCAUGUUUUUCCUCUAACAACUUCAAGUCCAGACGUUACAAACAACAUAUAAUAUAGGACAAUCCAAUUAGUCUAAGUAAGCCAGAGCUUCCUACUGGAUGUAGAGUGAGGAAAGUAGAAUUUUUGCACAAGUUUUGGCAUCAAGAAGCAUGUCAGUCUGCAUGGAGACCAAAGGAUGGGCCAGGAGAGACAUCACUGCCUGAAUGGAUCCAUAGUGGUGAGGUUCCUUGGCACCAGAUAACUCUGGAGCUACAGCAUUCCUUCUCUACAGCACAAAAAUGUUUUCAUGAUUUCAUAACAGGCAAGACAAAAGAGCUCAGAAAUAACAUUACUGAGGGAAAGAGCAAAUUCUAUGGUUUCAAUGUUAUUUUACUCUUUUAA